AUGAACAAAUCCCCCCCAGGCGGGCUGCUGCUCGUGGGAGGCUUCGACCAGCUCGUCCGCAUGUACCCGGUGCAGACGCGCACCGACGAUGAGCCAAUGAGUCAUGGACUGGUCGGGCUUAAGGGCGGCGACAUCGGCUAUGUCUCCGUCUUCGACGCGCGGGCCGACGGGCCGGCGCGGACGGACGAGCUGGUCUGCUCCUUGCGCGCCACCAAGCAGGUGCGCGUCGCGACGUUCUCUGCGGACGGCCGCUUCCUCGCCUUCGGCGGCUUCGACGAGCGAGUCACCAUCAUCACACACCUGCCGGUCCGAGGCCGCGACGGGGAGAUCGAGCGGCUCUCGCUGCACGAGCUGACGGCGCGGCUCUCCGGCGCCGCGAGGGGAGGCGACGCGUCGGAGCCCCCUGCUACGACUCGCGUCGCCCCCUCACUAGUGCCGUCGCUGUCGGACUCCUUCUCGCCGUCCGCCGGCUGCGCGCCCUCGGGAGGCACGGGUCGCGGGGCGGGCGGGGCGGGUCGCGGUUCGUGCCUUGGCGCGGACGAGCUGGAGCCGCUCUGGCUGGCGCAGUGCAACGAGUUUGUGUACGCGUGCACGCUCUCGCACGAGGCGACCGCGCCGCGCUUCUGCGUGCACGGCGGGCCGGACAAGCAGCUGACCGUGCGUGACGCGUCCACCGGCCGCGUGCUGCACGAGCUCCCCAUCGGAGGGACGGUGUGGUGCCUGUCGAUUGGCCCCGCGAACCGGUGCGCGGUGUCGGGCGAGUUCCAGCUGGUGCAGGUCGUCGACCUUGAGAGCGCUGGCCUCGUGCUCUCGCUGCCCCACACGGGCGAGAACCCGUCCUACUCGGUGGCGCUGACCGAGUCGGCGGUCAUCUACACGCAGGAGAACACGUGCGUCCGCUACGGGAGAGACGGCUCGACGUACGGCUGGGGUGACUUGCCCUCGUACGCGGCGCUAGCCAAGCUCGUCCGCAUGCCGAUGGCCAAGAACAUCCACGCGGGGUGGGCGUCGCUCCGCUCGCUCGCGCUGCUGCAGCCGUGGCUGAUCAACUGCCGCGAGCAGAGCAGCGGAGCAACCUUCCUCCAGCUCGCAGUCACUCACGGCGUGGACGGGGCGAUGCUGGACACGCUGCUGGCCGAGGUGCCGAUCAUCGGGCUGCUGCGCGCGCACCACCCGGAGCGUGUCGGGGGCGGCGCGGCCUCAGCUUGGCACGCGGCGCUCGACCAGCGGUCCGACAUCUGGGUGUCGCGCCUCGUGCAGGCGGUGGUGAGCGGGCGGGUGUACGCCACGCCCGCCGCCAUGUCUCCCAUCGCAGAGACGUUUGGCGCGCUCGCGCGGAAGUUCCCGCGGCAGUACCUCCGCCUCCUCUCGGAGAUGCCUCUGGCCUUCGAGGACUCGUGCAGGCUCCGCUCGCCGCACACACGCCGGCUGCAGGUCGAGGUCUGCGGCUCGCGCAGGUUUCUGCUCGACGGGUGGUGGGAGGACCACUACGCCGCCUCGGGGCUCAACUUUGGCUUCUCGCCGCGCGCGCUGCUCGCCUGGGCGCACUCAUGGAUCGCGGAGCCGGACAAGCUUCGCCGCCGCACGAUCUAUGCCGACGGCGGGCUCCGCGCAGGCAACUCUGGCCGCGGGGAGCAGUGGUGGUCGGUGGAGGCCCUCGUGUGCUCGCUGCUGGUGCGGCUGCGCGACUGCUGGGUCGCGUGUUGCUGUGCCGUCUGCCGCCGCUGCUGCGAGGAGGAGGAGGCGGCCGAUUCGCCCGGAGGGCAGCGGGGGGGCGGCGGGGGCAGAGGCGGAGGCUUGCGCACGACGGGCGGAGCUAGCGCGGGGCAGUACAGGCAAGUGGAGGGCGGCGCCGCCUCCUCGCCGCACCACAGGGUUGGAAGCCUCUUCCGCUCGCUCGCGCUGCUGCAGGGCGCCGUCGACCAGCAGAGGUCCGGCUACGCCGUGCUCACCGAGUCAACCCCCCCUCCCUCCUCCCGGAGACGCAAGCGCGGCGCCGACGGCACCACCACGCACGAGCGCAAGGGGGGCCGCUCGCCGCCCCUCUCGCGCGACGCCUCCGCCGUCUCCGACCCCGCCUCCGCCUCCUCCAACGCCUCGGCCGCCGAGAUGGCGGCCGUGGCGCGCGUGCAGCAGGUCCCCUUUUGUGAGUUUGCCGGCUUCGCCACCAACCACCUCGCACUCAUCGUCGACGCGUCCAUCGCCACCGGCGACCGCACCGUCUUCAAGUCGCCGUCGGUCGAGGCCCUCCUCCACUUCAAGUGGCGCGCCUUCGGCUCCGUCAUCUGGUGGCUGCACACGGCGCUCUGGCUCUCGUACACGCUCGCGACCGCCGUCUUUGCGUACGCCGCGACGUACUACUUCACAGACUCGCAGUCGGCAUGGAAGGCGAUGCCUUUCUCGUUCCGCGCCCCGUACGACUACUUCAUGGACGAGGACGCCCCACUGAUGGACGAGCUGCAGGACUGCGCCAAGAAGUUUGGCUUCCCGCUCCUUCCCAAGCCGCCGGGCGGCCAGCGGACGGCGCGCGACCACUGCGUCUUCUACCUCAUCCUCGCCCUCGUCUCCUCGCUGACCUCGCUCGCCCUCGGCGCACUCGUCGUCUUCAUCAGCACGGCUGUUAGUUCGCAAGGGUCAGCUGUUCUGGGUCUCGCAGGCGUCGUCUUCUUCUUCAUCAACACGAUGUACAUCGUCGUGUCGGCGGCCGUCAUCCGCUUCUUCUACGUGGUGAUGCAGCUGCUGGGCCUCGCCGUGGUCCAUUUCGGCGCCUCCAUGGACCAGGGGCUGCUCGGCCCCGAGGUCACGCGCAUGCUGCUCGCGAUUGGGAUGGGGCUGCAGUGGGUGGAGCUGAUCCGCAUCCUCACGCGCCACCCCGAGUUCGGCGAGCUGUACCAGAUGGUGAUCGAGACCUUCUCGCAGACGCGGUACUUCAUCUACUUCAUGCUGAUGGUGACGUGCAUGGGCUCGCUCACGCUCGGGCUGCUGCUCUUCGACGUGCACACCGUCAUCGACUACCCGCCCGACAUGGACUACUCGUCCGAGAUGCUGCUGCUCGACGAAAAGUACGAGCAGACCGCGACGGGCACCAUCGACCUGUGGUACAACUUUGGCGACAUCUUCCGCUCGUUCCACUCGACGAUCGACAUCUUCUUCUUCGGCACCAAGAGCGACGCCGUCGAGUCCGCCCUCCUCGAGGUGCUGCCCGCGCGCUACAUCGCGAUGGGCCUCCAGAUCUUCAGCCAGGUCGUGCUGCUCAACCUGCUGAUCGCAAAGAUCAACGACGCCUACGCAAAGAUCAAGGCGCCGUCGCCCGUCGGACUGUUCUUACUGUUCUCGGCGUCUCACCCUGUUCUGUCGUUCUCGCAGGCGUCGUCGCUCCUCUCCUCCAACUUCCAGCAGGCGCUCAUCCUCAUCGAGUACGAGAUCAUCGCCCAGGCCCUCUUCUCCACCCGCGGCGGCCGCUGGCCGCGCUGGCUGCACAUCUGCAUGCCGCCGGCCGAGCCGCCCGAGCGGGACCGGAUCACCGACCUGCACGAGGAGCUGCAGACGGUGCGCGAGGCGAACGCGCGCCUCGAGGCGGCGCUCGAGGCGAUCGCGGCGGGGCAGGCGACGCAGGAGGCGUCGAUGCGGCGGCUCGAGGCGCUCGUCCGGGCGGCGGCGGAAAGCUAG
This is a messenger RNA of Emiliania huxleyi CCMP1516, 3669 nucleotides long. RefSeq lists its product as hypothetical. The record is from RefSeq and is a predicted model, not a curated record. Lineage: Eukaryota; Haptophyta; Isochrysidales; Noelaerhabdaceae. The transcript has 22 exons. Gene Ontology annotation, molecular function: protein binding; monoatomic ion channel activity. Gene Ontology annotation, cellular component: membrane. Bases 1 to 3669 code for a protein of 1222 amino acids. Gene Ontology annotation, biological process: calcium ion import across plasma membrane.